GGGCCGGGGCCGCUGACACGGGCCUCGCUCCCGGCAGAGACCAAGGUCUACGUGGGGAACCUGGGCACGGGCGCGGGCAAGGGCGAGCUGGAGAGGGCCUUCAGCUACUAUGGGCCGCUGCGAACGGUGUGGAUCGCGAGGAACCCGCCGGGGUUUGCCUUCGUGGAGUUUGAAGACCCGAGGGAUGCGGAGGACGCUGUCCGGGGACUCGAUGGCAAGGUGAUUUGUGGCUCCAGGGUCAGAGUGGAAGUGUCAACAGGGAUGCCUCGUCGCUCCCGCUAUGACAGGCCUCCGGCGCGGCGCCCCUUUGACCCUAAUGACAGAUGCUAUGAGUGUGGCGAGAAAGGCCACUAUGCUUACGAUUGUCAUCGCUAUAGUCGCCGGAGGAGGAGCAGGUCCCGGUCUCGAUCCCGUUCGAGGUCCCGAGGAAGGAGGUAUUCUCGGUCACGCAGUCGCAGUCGUGGUAGGAGGUCCAGGUCAGCUUCUUAUCGCAGGUCCCGGUCCGUUUCUCCUCGUAGGUCUAGAUCUGUCUCUCCCCGCCGGUCCCGAUCGGGUUCUUUGAAGAGAUCAAGGUCUAGAUCAAGAUCCAGGUCUAGAUCCAGAUCUGUUACAUGGCCACGGAGCAGGUCUAGGUCUCAUGGCAGAUCUAAAUCUGGCUCCCCGGCUAAGAGUCGAUCAAAGUCCCGAUCACCCUCUCCAAAGAGAAGUCGUUCACCGUCAGGAAGUCCUCAAAGAAGUGCAAGUCCUGAAAGAAUGGAUUAAAGUUAUGAACUUAAUCUUUUGGGAAGAAAGUUAUUUUGCUUACAUUAUAAUAAGGGAUUUUGUGGUGUCUUUGUAAAUGUAAGAAUGUAGAUAGAAGAGUAUAUCAACUAAACUUUGGCAUGAUCUGGGUCUUCUGAGUUAGUCGCACGAUAGACUAGCGCAGGCCUGUUUUUAUUGUAUGGAUUAACUUCCUGUGAUAUGAAAACGUGGGACUUUUUUAUUGGCACAUUGAAAUAAAAUGUGUAUUUUUAACUACAA
Messenger RNA from Struthio camelus australis, 1020 nucleotides. The record is from RefSeq and is a predicted model, not a curated record. Lineage: Eukaryota; Metazoa; Chordata; Aves; Struthioniformes; Struthionidae.